AUGGACCCAUUUGUGGAUGUUUUCCUUGCGGUUGACGAGGAUCACAAUGGAGAGAUUACUGUGGAAGAACUGGAGCACUAUGCUAGUGCGAAUCAUCUUGACAAAACCAUGGUGCAAACAUGGAAUGCUUUAUUCGAUCCGAUGCAAAACGGAAGUAUUACGCUCCCCAUGUUUUGCGAGAAGUUGGGUCUCAAACCGGAAGAAGUGAUUAGCAUACGCGAGGAACGGCUAUCAAAAGCAGCUACUAUUCUUCCAAGUGACGUUCGAGUGAUCAGUGCCGAUAUGUCCUUGGUGGAUCAAGUUAUGAUCAUCAACGAAAUUCGAAGAAAUUUCAAGGAAGUUUCAUCCUCCCAAGAACUACCGAAUUUAGCAAAACGAAUCAAAGUGUUUUUGGAUGGUCACUUCGGACUUUCGUGGCAGGUACUGAUUGCCGUUGGCUCCUAUUGGGCCACUUACACUUAUCUCUGUGGUACAUCGAUCCAACUUUUCAUGAAUGAUUAUUCCUACUUAAUAUGGAGGGUCGAAGAAUAA
Molecule: messenger RNA, 531 nt
Organism: Dicrocoelium dendriticum
Lineage: Eukaryota; Metazoa; Platyhelminthes; Trematoda; Plagiorchiida; Dicrocoeliidae
Source: the annotation of a GenBank genome assembly